Molecule: messenger RNA, 3489 nt
Organism: Sitodiplosis mosellana (orange wheat blossom midge)
Lineage: Eukaryota; Metazoa; Arthropoda; Insecta; Diptera; Cecidomyiidae
Exons: 12
Coding region: 402-3326 (974 amino acids)
Molecular function (GO): protein binding
Source: RefSeq, a predicted model, not a curated record
GACCGACUGUUUUUUUUCGGAAUCGGUUCAGCGUGUGUGCUUUGCAAAAUACAUUCUGUGCUGUGCCGUCGUCACGAGCGGACGGAUAUUCCUCAACUCAAGCAUUUUGAUAGUUUCGAGAGAGAAAUAUCGUUUUUUUUCUUCUUUAGGAUAUCGAAAGUGUUUUGUUGGAAUUGAAAUUCGGUGGAAAAGAAAAGACAAUCUUAUCGUUUUUAUUGAUAGAAGAAAAAACGAUCAAAGAUGGACAUUUGAUUGAAAUAAAAAAGAAAAACAGUGAUUUUGAGUGGAUUGAAAGGAAAAAUAAAAUUCUUCAUUAAUUUCGGGCCAAGACUAAAUUCACUUCAAUUUCGAUAUAUCAUAAAGUGACGUGAAUUUGCUGCUCAGUUGCGUUCGCGAACGCAAUGGAACAACGAAAAAUGCUUCGUUCCACUUGGCGAAGCAAUUUUUGGACAAUCACCGCAAUUUUUGUAAUUUUCUUUAUCGGAUUACAAACCGUUGAACCAAAGAAAAUUUCACAUGACAAUGACAUCAUUUUCGACGACAGUCCGCUGGAUGCAUCAGAAGGUCAACGGUUUCUACACAAACGCAGCGUCGAUGAUCUAGACAAUGAAAAUGAUGAUGAGCAUUGGCUUUGGUCGCGUGUGGAUCGAAUCAAGCGAUCGAUAAACACUGUGUUCGGAAAUGAGGAUGAAGGAACCAAGCUAAAGAGUCGAGUGAAACGCGGAUGGUUUGAUGAUUGGCUUCAAACAGAAGCUCCAACUGGUGAAACAACAACAACAACUACGGAGGCUCCAUUUAAUUUGUUCAAUUGGGGUAGUACGAAUAAUGAUGAAAAGUCAAAGACCGAAGCACCUGAAUCCGAACCGGAUCAACCAGCCGCUAUAAUGAAUCGUGCACAAGCCGACGAUAGUCGAGAUCAGGACGAAGACGAUGACAAUGAUAUUGAGGAUGGUUCGGGUUAUACGAAAAGCACAGAGACCCGAACAGUUUACGAAGUCAAAUUGGAACGAUUUUUCCGUUUGAAAUUCAAGGUCAAUGAGGUGUGGAGUCCAGAUUUUUCGCAAUCCAAUUCGCAUGCAUACAAAUCGAAGGCUGAAGAGAUUCAACGAGCAUUGGAAUAUUUGUACGAUUCAAAGCGGGCUCCCGAAAGCCGAAAUCGAAUUCAUGCUCGUGUUGUUCAGAUUACUCGUUCGUCGCAAUCGGAAAUUUUCAAUAUUGGAGUAACGAUUGAAAUCACGUCAGAUGAAGCGAUUCCAUUGAAUGAGCUUGAAGACAUCAUUGAACCAGCCUUAGAUUCACGUCAAAUUCAGCAUUUGAGAGUGGAACGUGACAACUUUUACGAACUCGUUGCCAUAACAGUUAAUCGCAAACUCAAUCGAUCAAUUCGUUCAAUCAAUGAAACAACAACCGAAUCAAAUGUGGCGCUAACCACGCACAGCCCAAAGGAUGACGACAUUGCAGACGACAUCGACGAUGACAAUGUUUUUGACGACAAAGAUUUUUUUCCCGACACUGACGAACCGUUUAGCUUGAUUUGUGAUGACAUUGAAUUUGAAUGUAAAAGUGAUCACAAAUGCAUCCCAUUGGAUAGCUAUUGCGAUGGAAUUAGUGAUUGCGUUGAUGACAGUGAUGAGUCGUCAUGUGCUACCACACCAGCCAUUCAUUUUUCCAUUGUCACGACCACCGUAGCGACGACAAGCACCGAAAAAUCGACCACCGUUUCACCUGUUGACACCGGAACAACUAAGCAAUUGGAACCGAAUACCACUACGGUAAAACCAACGACAAGCACUGAAAAUCAUUCCAAUACAACAAACACGGAACAAUCAAUGGCAACUACUACAUUGAAGACGACUGUCAAACCCAGCGUUGACAACCGUACUUCGGAAAGUAGUACCGAAAAAUCGACCGAAACGUCCAUUUCGACGACAAGGCCGAAUCUUGAGACAACAAUAUCGGGAAAUGUAUCAACUGAAAAAUCAACAACGAAGAUGCCUUCUACGACUGAGUCUGGUAAAGCACAGUCAAGCACAGAGAAAGUAACGACUACUAUCAAACCAGUCACAACAAAGGCAACCAAGAAAACGACCAAAGCUACAAAAGCCACAAAACCAACGAAAAAGCCGAAAAAACAAACAACUACGCUCAAACCAUCGACAAGUACAAAGAGUAACAUAAACAUGACAACCACAAUUAAAACGACAACGCCAAAACCAAUUGCGACUACAACGAAGACAACAGCGAAAGCAAUUGUUAAAACAACCACGGUAAAGACCACGACAAAAAAGACGACGAAGAAAUCAAAGCCAACGAAAAAAGCGACAAAAAAGCCAAACACAACGACAACGAAAAAGAGUUUAACAACGAAGCCGCCCCCAAUAUCUUCAACAGCCAAACCGAAGCAAGUCAGCACAAGCACAAGCACAACAACAAUGAAAGUAACAACAACAAAAGUUACAACACCUAAGCCAACCACAACGAAGGCUACAAAAACGACGACCAAACCUGCCAAGUCAAUAAAAACGACAAAGACGUCGGAAAAAAUUCAAAUAAAAGCUCCAAAAACUACUCAAAGUACCACGAAGAAACCGGAAAGAGUAACUCAAACAAAGAAACCGGAAAAUACAACUAAAAAGCCUUCUUCAACAACAAAACCAACCACAAUGCCACCAAAAACUGAACGGCCUCAGACAACACAGACCAAAACAAUAGACGCAAAAAAUAAGAAAACUUCAUCGGCUGGUAUGACAAGAAGGGAUGAAUCAAAUAUUCCCCGCCAAAUAACCAAAGAAUCGGAUUUGAAGCGUGAUAAUGAGAUUGAAUUGGUAACCGGUGCGCCCGAUUUUGAUGCGAAUGUGAGCUACGAAGAUGAUGAUAAGGGCGAUAAGGAACCGAGAAAUACAGAUCAAGAUGAGAAGGACAAUGCGGAUUUGGAUUAUAAUGAAAGUACCGACAAUGAUGUUGACGCCGACUUUGCUUCAUCGUCACCGAGAAGCAACCAGGCACCGCAGUGCCGCGGUGAUGAUGUCGUUAGUGAAUGCCGAUACAGUCCAGACAAAAAAAUCUGUGAGUCACAAAAGUGUGACGGUGUUAAUGAUUGUCCUUCGGGUGAAGACGAAGAUCCAGAAUUGUGUAGACGCGAUUGUGAUCAUGACGAAUUUUCAUGCGAUGACUUCCGAUGCAUUUCAAAGUCUCAAUUGUGCGAUGGUAAACAUGACUGUAGCGAUUUAACCGAUGAAGUGAAUUGUCCGUCGAGCACGCACAAACCAGAACAGCAAGAAUGUCUGAUGUUAUCAUCGUCCCGCUUCAUUCGCACAGGAAAUUGAAAUGGGAAACGCAAGUUUUAUUGGAAACUCGCUUCAACUUGUCUCAUUUGCAUCCGGCUUAAGACAGUGCGAUGAUGAUGGCGCUUGAAAGGGACAUGUCAUUUUGAAUCGUAAAAAAUUGAACAAUCGACCAUUAUUUAAAAUCCGACAAGAUCCAGUUGUG